Cercospora beticola is the source of this 2724-nucleotide messenger RNA. RefSeq lists its product as uncharacterized. The record is from RefSeq and is a predicted model, not a curated record. NCBI's taxonomy places the organism in Eukaryota, Fungi, Ascomycota, Dothideomycetes, Mycosphaerellales, Mycosphaerellaceae. Gene Ontology annotation, cellular component: nuclear periphery; anaphase-promoting complex. Gene Ontology annotation, biological process: anaphase-promoting complex-dependent catabolic process; protein K11-linked ubiquitination.
UUGUAAAUGACGACUUGUUCUCGACGCAAGAGUUAGAACACGCGACAAUCACAUGCAGUAUGCGCGUCAGCGACCAUGACGACAGCUUCUCAAUUGUCAUCACUCAGCACGCUGUCCUCAAAGCGCCUGCCUCAGUCGAUAAAAUUCCCGUUCACAGCAUAUUCGCAUAAACAUGACCUGCUCGCCGUCGUAGUGGGACCAUCAAGCGGCGAGACAGCAUGGGAGGUUCAAGUCUUCCGCAUUCUUUACGGCCAAAUCGCGUUCUCCAUUAAACGUUCGGACGCUGCGUUCUCGGAGAAAGAAAUUGAAGUCACGGCCAUCUCCUGGAAACCAGAUGGAACCAGCCUUGGCGUUGGCUGGAGCGAUGGCAAAUAUGGCAUCUACGAUGGAGGAACUGGACGACAGUUGAGACUUGCGGAACUUCCUAUCGAGAGCUCAAAGGAAGAAUAUGCACUGGAUCUAAAGCUCCCGCUGAGCUUCCCGGAUCCCGAGGAUGAGUCGGAAGCGCGUGGCAGGUAUGUCGCGGUGAUGGGGUUCAUGGAGCAUCAGGUUCCAGAGAAUAAGAAGACAAAGCAGCAACGGAGUCCUUCGAACUUGUACUCUACUGAGGAUUGGUACGAAUCUAUUGACUCGAAUGAAGCGGAUGGCGGCAAUGCCUGGAGCAGUCUUCAGCAGUCAAAUGGAGACAAAGCUGUUAUGGAUUUGCCACGAGCAAUCGCGGCUCUGGACAUCGCGACAGUUUUACCUCGACUCAGUGCCAUACCAUCACAUGGCUUGGUGCAGCCAAAAUCUGGUGCCGGAGCCAGCAAGUUUGGAACUCAAGCUGCAGCCGACACUCAGUUCGAUGCCCAGAACAGCUCUAUACCUGGUGUGGUGCAAAGCCUCGUAGUAUGUCCGCAUGCCGGCACUGUACAGGUGCUUGUAGAUGAGACGGUCAACAUCGGUGACGUUGCGAGCACAGCGAAGCCGGUGGCGCACGCAGCUCACCCAGAGGUGUCGACUCAUGCUGUUCUUUGCCAAGGCAACGAGGAGGGAGAGCCGAUGCAAAUGACCUUUCUCGACUUGCCAUUGUCGACUUUGAACGGCUCUACUCUCCAUACGAUUGCCACGAAUACGAAACGCACACAGACCUUGCUCGACUACAUCGUCCAGACAGCACGAUGCAUACAAUUUGACUACGCAACAAACGUGGUUGUACCUUCACGUUUUGUCAAAGUCCUCGAGAUGGACUUGGAAGACAAACACCCGAACGAUGGCGAUGCGCUGGCAAAUUUGUAUCAUCUUGCCAUGACUGGGUCGUUUCACCCUCAAGUCUUGGAAUGGAUAGUCGACAUCGUGAAGGACACGAACAUCAGACGAUGGGAGACACACAUGAACACUUUGUAUGGUAAUAUACAAAGUCAUCUCUUCAUCAAUCUACUUCCUGCGCUUGAUCGGUUCAGUGUGGCGGUGACCGCUCUGCGAGGCCAGGCAAAAUACCAUGAGAAUGCGACCAGCUUCGACUGCUCACCAAAGUACUUCGAUGCGCUGCUGGAAAACAUCGACUGCAUACGGCUUGUUGCACAAAAGAUGCAGUUGAUAGUCCAAAGCGAGCACAGGCAAUUUCGAGCAUUUAGUAAAUGGCUCAAGAUGCAAGUGGACAUUGCAGUCGCGGAGCCGUUCUCACAGAAUGCCAUGGAGACAGAAGAACGAGAGGUUCCCAACAUCGAUUACGCUCUCGUGCUGACUUACAUCAAAAACAAUCUGCUGCAGAGUGAUCUCGCGGUCUUCAUCGAAAAUCGUCCGACCGCCCAAGAAGGCGCAACAUGCGAUAGAGAUGGCUUCAAGUCGGCAGUCCACAUUCGCGACAUGAGCUACGAACGUACAAAAGAGGUCGUCAGUCAAAUGAACAAGGGACAAGAACUCAAGGUCAAGGACGUCGCAGACCCAGAGUCCUUGGUCAAUCUUUCGGCUCUGGUGUGCGGUCUCAUUGGGCGCACAGACAUCGCAGUCAAGCAUGUCACUGAAUGGCAGAACAGACUGGUAUUUCCGCCCACCGAUCCACCCUCGAUCGUCCUGGACAGAUGGCCUGCCCAGAUCAAAGCACUGGGAAUGACGAUGAGUCCCUCAGGCAGAGACGGCUAUGUCACGAAUGUCCUCGGCAUUGAAAACAGUGCUAGCAACGAGUUGCAGCUUUUGUCCAUAGCAGCUUUGACAAGACCUGCCCGAUCCUCAGUGGGAAAUGGCAACAAUGCGGUAAGACGGCAGCGGCAAUGGACGCAACAGAAUCGUCAACUUUUCAUGCCUCCAGGGCUCGAAGGCGAGUUUCUGGAUGCGACAUUCGUGCCGUUCAGCACUUCUAUCAUCAUCGCAUUGCUUCGUGCAGAGCAAAUCGAAGAUGUGUUGCUUGUCGCAUACGGUAUUGGGGAGCUGGCGAGCGAAGCCCCUCGGAUCGUGCACCAAUUCUCUACUGACAAUGCGUUCCGGCCGGAGAAGUUGCUAGUAGGAGGAAGGCCUGGCAAACAGCUCUGCAUUGUGUUUGGGAACAAGGGUCGGGAGUGGAGAGCCCUCGACCUUCAAAGUGUGGCUGCAGUACGAAAGGGCGAAGACAUGGAGGUUGGCUGAACAGGUGUUUCAAAUACUCUUAGGCAGUAUCAGUGCCAGCUUCACGAAUAUGAAGAAGUGAGACAGACUACAGUUUUCUGUGCCACGCUGGCAGUUUGUACCUGUGGUAUGCAUGCCAGC